Lodderomyces theae is the source of this 1626-nucleotide messenger RNA. RefSeq lists its product as uncharacterized. The transcript has a single exon. NCBI's taxonomy places the organism in Eukaryota, Fungi, Ascomycota, Pichiomycetes, Serinales, Debaryomycetaceae. The record is from RefSeq and is a predicted model, not a curated record. The coding region runs from base 1 to 1626 and encodes 541 amino acids.
AUGGAACAGGAAACUCGGCAAAUUGACCCGUCCCCAGUGCAUGACAUUAUCAACGGAGAUGAAAUCACUCUUUUUUCCCUUGACAAAUUAAAGAUCGAGUUGAGAGACGAUACCUUUAGAGAGUCAGAAAUUGUCACUACAAACCUUUCUGCCAUAAUUCACAAGUUUAACAAAAUCAUUGAAAGUGGACUUCAAGGAAGUUGUGAAGGCUUGCCACUACUAGGCGGUGUACUUCCCGUUCUCAUAAACUUAGUUGCAAGAAGUGAUCGAAAUCGAGAAUUUUUCACAACUGAUGUCUUGGAAGUACACGAGUUUUGGAGUUUAGCUCAAUCAUUACUAGUUAUGAAAGAUGAUACAUUGGCUUGGUUGGCCUUUACAUUUCUCGGACAGUUUAUUGUUGAGUCUCAGAAAGUUGGCAAUUUCAUGAGGUUUUUUCAUAGUGAAGGAAUCCACAAACUGGUUUAUCAACGCGUGGAUGACGAAGAUGACGUGGGGGCAUUCGACGUUGCAUAUGAACUCAUUAAAUAUAAUGCUGAAAACUUAGAUGAAGCUGAUACUUCCCUAAUAGAAGGAAUAAAGAACAAACUAGAAGAUAAUUUCGAGGCGAUCAAAGACAGAGAGUAUGUCGAGAAAAUGGUGGAAGUAAUUGCGUAUUCUGGACCUGACAAAGAUGCAUUCGAUAAUUUACUCAGAAAGCUUUUGCAGGUGGAAGACGCCAAUAUAGCUAGGAAAAUGUUGGUAUCAGCUAGCUUAAUGUUUACAAACAAACGCAAUGAUAUUCCAUUUGAUCAAUUAAAAUCACACAAUCCAUACGUGUUUGCAGUGUGUUGCAUUGCAAUUGGGAACUGUAUAGAAAGCGAUGCUACUAGAGAACUGACAUACGAUUUGGUGGAUGCAAGGUUUGGCCUAAAAGACAAUUUGGUCAAUGCCUUUUUCAAAGAGUUCAAAAUCACAGAUGUGAUACAAAUUCAAGCCAUCCAUAUGUGGACCAAUUUGAUGGAUGUGAGGCUUGCUGAUAAGAUAAUCACACAUUACCAAAGCGAGCUAAUUGCUCUUAACCUGAUUGUACUUGACAACUCGCAGUACUACCGUGAAAUUAGUGCACUAUACUUUAAAUUUUUGAGAAAGUUGCUCAUUUUAACUACAAAAGACAUCAUGCUAGGGCUUGGUAAGCAAAUAAGUUCACUUGACAGCACUGUACCUGACUUCAAAUGUGUAAAAUAUGCCCUUUUGCAAAAGCUCAACUUUGACACUGAUGCUGGACGCAAAGAGCUACUACAAUUGAUGAAGUCAGUGGUGACCCAGUUGGAUCAUCUGGAUAUAUUGGAACAGAUCAAAACGAUCUCGAUUGUAAAUCAAAAUUUGACAUCAGACAAGAUUAAACUUGAUCCCCAAGAAAUCACCCAGUUCUAUCUUCAACCUCUUACGGAGCUUUUGAAACAAAUGCAUGCUGCAGAAGUCUCAUCCACGCAGGAUGCAAACUCUUGGCAAGUGAAAGCUCUCAGGAAUAAUUUAAAAUAUGUGGCUGCCACAACCACCAAGGUGCUUGAUCUGAUUUCUACUGGGGGCUCCGUAACUGCCUUAGUUCCACUUCAUCAAGUGUGCCAUCAAAUUAUUACUGCGUAG